Molecule: messenger RNA, 705 nt
Organism: Amphibalanus amphitrite
Lineage: Eukaryota; Metazoa; Arthropoda; Thecostraca; Balanomorpha; Balanidae
Exons: 2
Coding region: 1-705 (234 amino acids)
Source: RefSeq, a predicted model, not a curated record
AUGGCGCUCGACCAGCCGCUGACACCGGGCGAGAUGCGCGAGGUGAACCGCAUCGAGAAACUCCUGACGGCGGAGGACCGUUUAUUUGGUAACUCCAAACCCAUCCAGAUCCUAAAGCGCAUCCUCCAGCAUCUGGCGAACCUGCCGCUGAUCAUCCGCCUGCAAGACCAAGAAGGAGACGCAGUUGACGGAGCCGAACCGCGACCACUCUGGACGGGACACUGCAAUCCGAACGACGAGGACGUCUCCACGGCAGGAGCAGAGUCGGCACGCAACCAGCGAACGGAACAGCGCGGUCGAAAGAGGCAGUACGACGAGGCAGCCUACAUCCAAGAACUGGUCAGAAAGUACACCGCUACCAGCAGCACUCAGCUCCUCAACAAGAUGACAGAGCAGGAGUUCACAACGCUCUACAACCUCACGCCGAACUUCAGAGACCACGUGAAGACCAUCAUCGCGUUCGAGAACGCACAGAGAAUCAAACGACGCCGCGGCAUGAAGUUCUGGCAAGUGUUUGAAGAAGAACUCGGCGAGUUCAACAUGGAUCAGCACACGAGCGAGGCCUACGUGUGGCUGCAAGACCUCUUCGAAGCCAAUAACAUCGAGAUAGCUGAGUUCCUGGCGUGGGCUGAAGUCAUCGGCGACCAGAAGCUGCAGAAGACCAACACGCUGCUGCUGCACGGUCCGACGUUUGUUGUUUGUUGA